GUGGCCUAAUGGAUAAGGCGUUUGACUUCUAAUCAAACGAUUGUGGGUUCGAGUCCCACCGGGUGUGUUCUUUUUUAAUUUUUUUACCACUUUAAACAGUAAAAAUAAUAUUACCACUUUAAACAGUAAAAAUAAUAAAAAAAAGAAUUUAUUUUAUGUUUUUGUUUUUAAUUUGGCAGCUCUCUUAUUCUCUCUCCUUAUCUGAUCUUCUUCUCCGACUUCCUGACUCGCGUCUUCUCCAUUUCCUCACCCCGAAAGAACUCUCCCCGGCGCUCUGAAAAUGGCGGCUUCUACUUCCGCGUGCUUCCGCCCUCCUCCUCUCUCGGCUUCUGCCACACUCCGUCCGGCGGAGCUCAGUUCCAGCUCCGCCAUCUCCUUCCCUUUCAACCUCUCCGCCGACGUCAGAGGAUUAGGUCUCCGUUUAACCAGCUCCCCGUCGUCUUCUCCCCUCAAGGUCGUUUGCAUGCGCGGAUCCAAAGGUGGCAAGAAAGAGAAAACGGCAAAACCCGACCCAGUUUACCGUAACCGAUUAGUUAGCAUGUUCGUUAACCGAGUCCUGAAAAAUGGGAAGAAGUCACUGGCUUAUUUCAUUAUGUACCGAGCCUUGAGAAGGGUUCAGGAAAAGACGGGGCAGAAUCCGUUGGCGGUGUUGAGGGAAGCAGUGCAAGGAGUUACUCCUGAUGUCGCUGUGAAAUCUAGGCGAGUUGGGGGUGCCACUCAACAGGUUCCUGUUGAGGUGGAUACCACUCAGGGCAAAGCGCUUGCGAUUCGUUGGUUGUUGGUGGCAGCUCGAAAGAGGCAAGGUCGGGACAUGGUGUUCAAACUAAGUAAUGAGUUGAUUGAUGCUGCCAAAGGAAGCGGUGAUGCUGUAAGGAAGAGAGAGGAGACCCAUAGAAUGGCAGAGGCCAAUAGAGCUUUCGCACAUUAUCGUUAGGCACUUGAUUCAGAGACUGGCAGAAAGCAAUUCAAUGGCUGAGCUUUCAUUUCAAUGAAGGAAAGGGAACGAGAAUGUUAGCAUUGGUUUUUGUUAUCUGUACCUGCUUUUCUUUUGGCUCUGAUUAGAGCAGUUCGGAAACACAUCUCUUGUAUCUUCCUGUAACCUUAAUUCAUAAUUCGCCUCUCCAAAUACGAUGAUAGUUCUAAGUUCAGAGUCCUCCUGCAUUCCGUCUGAGAUUGGAGAAUGCUUGAUUUUCAUUUCAUGUAUGAAGUUGAGAGUAUUGAAUGGUAAUCUCAGAAUGCUUGAUUUUCAUUUCAUGUAUGAAGUUGAGAGUAUUGAAUGUUUAGAUUGUGCAUUCGAGGAGCUCUCACGCUGUCCCUUUGCCGAAUCUGGUGCUUGUUGAUACUUAUAAAUGCUUCUUUUCAUGCUUUAUUUGAACUAUGCCAGCCUUAUACAAAAGAAAGCUCCUCUUCCAAGGAAGUUGAGCAAUCCACUGAAGCAAUGGAUGGUUACUAGAUGUUUUCAAUGACAAUGAUUAGUUUGAAUGCUUAGUUACUGGCCUGGUAGGAACAUUUGGAAUAUGCUUGUACCUUAAGGGAUCUAUCUGUAUGGCCAGAAUAGUAUUAGAUGAGCCAAAAUCUCAAGCAGAUGGUGUCUUCCUUAGAUGAGAGUUUCCUGAGAAGAAUCUUGUGGAUUUGAUUAUCUUUAGCGUUGUUUUCUGUUGCUUGCUUUGUGGUUGAUUUAAUCAAAGUUGUCAUACACAGAUUUCAGUGAACAUCUAGUCUAGUAAUCAGACAGGCUUCUUUAACCACUAUGUUUUUCGGUAUGUUCAGCAGCAGCAGUUGUUACCAAGGACUCCUGGGAGAAGUCAAUUCUGAAAAGCGAUACCCCGGUCUUAGUUGAGUUCCAUGCAAGUUGGUGUGGCCCCUGUAAAAUGGUCCACCGUGUGAUCGAUGAGCUUGCUGGGGAGUACGAAGGACGAAUCCAGUGCUUCGUGCUCAAUUCGGACAUUGCUGAGGACUAUGACAUCAAGGCUGUGCCUGUGGUUCUGCUUUUCAAGAAUGGAGAAAAGCAAGAGACUGUGGUUGGUACCAUGCCCAAGGAAUUCUAUGCUGCUGCAAUCGAGAGGGUUCUGAAGCCAUGAAUGCCUCUUUCUUUUCUCUUCUCCGUAGAGCAUAAUAGAAACUCGGAUCGACGAUUUCCUCUUGUUGUUUGUUUGUUUUUCUCUGGUUCUUGCUAUCAGGUGUGUAGUGGAAUUUUGUUUUGGCUUUGAGUUGUCUACUAGAACAUACAUAUAUAGAGCUGAUGAAACAUAUAUGCUCAUUGCUGGCUUCUGCAAAUAGGUGCAAACGGGUUUAGCUGCACCUUUGAUGUGGUUGUAAGCUUAUGACAUGUAAAUACAUUGUGCAUCCUCUU
Molecule: messenger RNA, 2353 nt
Organism: Linum trigynum
Lineage: Eukaryota; Viridiplantae; Streptophyta; Magnoliopsida; Malpighiales; Linaceae
Source: the annotation of a GenBank genome assembly